Molecule: messenger RNA, 738 nt
Organism: Gavia stellata (red-throated loon)
Lineage: Eukaryota; Metazoa; Chordata; Aves; Gaviiformes; Gaviidae
Gene: EXOSC4
Product: exosome component 4
Exons: 3
Coding region: 1-738 (245 amino acids)
Biological process (GO): rRNA catabolic process; nuclear mRNA surveillance; U4 snRNA 3'-end processing
Cellular component (GO): nucleolus; nuclear exosome (RNase complex); cytoplasmic exosome (RNase complex)
Source: RefSeq, a predicted model, not a curated record
AUGGCGGCGCCGGAGCUGCUGUCGGACGAGGGGUACCGGGCGGACGGGCGCCGUCCCGCCGAGCUCCGCAAGGUCCGCGCCCGCAUGGGCGUCUUCGCGCAGGCCGACGGCUCGGCCUACAUCGAGCAGGGCAACACCAAGGCGCUGGCCGUGGUCUACGGCCCGCACGAGAUGCGCGGCUCCCGCAGCAAGGCGCUGCCCGACCGGGCGCUGGUGAACUGCCAGUACAGCAUGGCCACCUUCAGCACCGGCGAGCGCCGGCGCCGGCCCCACGGCGACCGGCAGGCGAGCGAGCUGGCCCUGCACCUCAAGCAGACCUUCGAGGCCGCCAUCCUCACUCGCCUCUACCCCCGCUCCCAGAUCGACAUCUACGUCCAGAUCCUGCAAGCCGACGGCGGCGAGUAUUGCGCCUGCGUGAACGCGGCCACGCUGGCGGUGAUGGACGCCGGCAUCCCCAUGCGGGACUACGUCUGCGCCAGCUCGGCCGGCCUGGCCGAGGACACCCCCCUGGCCGACCUCAGCUCCCCCGAGGAGGCGGCGGGGGGGCCGCGGCUGGUGCUGGCGCUGCUGCCGGCGGCGGGGCAGAUCGCACUGCUGCAGCUCAGCGCCCGCCUGCACCAGGAGCGGCUGGAAGCGGCGCUGGAGGCGGCCGAGCAGGCCUGCCGCGCCCUCCACGCCGUGCUGGACCGGGUGGUGCGGGAGCGGCUGCGGGAGGUCACCGCGCUGCUGGGGGACUGA